CUCAUGCUAGUGGAGGUGCCACGGUGAACAGGGUCUUUCUCAAUCAGUGAAAGUCAACCAGAGAUGGACUGUACGAGCAAGGGGAAGGAUGCAGAGGGAAACAGUAAUGUGGUGAAAGAAAAGGAGAUGAAGAAGAGGAGUAGACAGAAAAGAAAAGGGAGUAGCAUGAGCAAAAGGGAGGAAAGAGAGGAGGAGGAGGAGGUGAAAACCAAUGUGAAGACGAAGAAGCUUCAGAAACCCAUUUCUGGCACUCCUCUGACCAAAGGGGGCACAGAGGACAUCUGGAACUGGUCUGUGUAUAAGACCCAGCUGCCCGUCACCUGUGGGGACAAAGAUGGGACCUUACACAAAGACAAACUAGCCAAAGGAGAGAAGUGUUUUUUUCAUCAGGGUCAAUGGUACACACCUCCUGAGUUUGAGAAGCUGGGAGGCAAGGAGAGGAACAAGAACUGGAAGAUCAGCAUCCGCUGUGGCCAAACAACCCUGCAAAAGCUGAUACAGGGAAAUCACUUAAUGCCUCCACCUAGAUCUGCAUCCAGAGCUACUCGUGACAAAGGACAGGGACAGAGAGAAGAGGAGAAAGUAGAGGCAGAUGAGACAGAUGCUGGAGGGGCUAUGGAGGGAUGCAGUUACCAUGACAACAAGGACUUGGUCACGUCCAUGUUUGAAGGAUAUGCUUUUCCUGUUCAGUGUGGGCCUAUCACUGGAAGACUGCAGAAAGACCGCUUCGUAUCUAGAAGCAAAGGAAAGUGCAUCCGUACAAAGGAGGACUGGCUGACCCCUGAAGAGUUUGUCAUGCUGAACCCUGACUUGAAAGAAGGAAUGUGGAAGAGAGACAUCAUCUGUAGAGGGUUGCCUCUCGGCUACCUUUUACAGUGCAAGAUCCUGCAGGCGCAUUCUCUGCUGUGUAAGUGUUCUAAGUGCGGACCCACCAAGUCAGGCCUGGAAGACCAGAGAAAUGAUGACUACUGCUUCAUCUGUGGAGAGAGAGGAAAGCUGUUGUUAUGUGAUGGGUGUCCCAGAUCCUUCCACAGAGAAGGAUCCUGUCACUUACCCAAUCCACCACCUACUCCAGGAGAUGUUUGGCUGUGUACAUUCUGUGUUUGCAAGAGGAGUCAGGAAUGGUGUAAUCUUGAUCACAUGACCCAACAACAGAUUCUAAAUAGCAUAUUCUUGGACUAUAAACUGCAAUGCCAGUACCUCCUGCUGUUUUUACUCAAUGCAGAUGAGCAGAGAAUCUUCACCACAGAUCCCUGCCUUACUGUGCCGGGCUACUUGUCAGUGAUACCGAAGCCCAUGUGGUUACAGCAGGUGAGGAAGAACUUGGAGAAUCGCUACUAUCUUGUGGGGGAGUUUGUCUCAGAUGUGCGACUCAUCUUCAGGAACUGUGCAGCCUUCAACAAGAAAAACAUACUGAUAAAACAACUGGGAAUGCGGCUCAGUGACCUGUUUGAGAAAGAGUUCUGCAUCACCUUCAACAUCUCAACAGAAAACACUAGUAAGGACAGAAGAGAAGAGGGAAUGAUAAAGGUAAAGGAGGAAAGAGAAGAGCCGGAUGUCAAGGACAACAUCAGCCCCCUAUCCACUCCUCUACUGAAGAGGGUGACUCAUCAGAGCAGUAGCCCACAGAGGAGCUGUGAAUCCUGUGUUAAAGUUCCAGACUCCAGGCACUGGGUCCGGGUGGAGCCUGAUGUGUCCACAGAAGAGAGUGUCUCCACCUACAGGCUGAGCUCUCCUGCAGGGAGCUAUGAGUGCUCAGAAUCUGGUAUACGCUGGUUGUGUGCUGGUCCAGUCACCCUGCAGUACCACUUCAUCGAUUGGCAAGUCUUGGCUAAUGAGCUACCCUACAUGCAGUACAGACCAGCUGGCCCUUCAAUGGACAUCAAGCUUAUCUCAGGAGAACUGGAGGAAAUCCACAUGCCACAUUUCCUCUGCUUGGGAGGUAGCCAGUCUUCUCUGGUGGAUGCUGUGAAGGUUCUGCAUAAGCAGGACAGUGGAGUACAUAUAGAGAAGUGUGAGUUGAGUCGCUUCCAUGUCAAGCUGGUGAACCCCUCGUUUUCUCUAAUUGGCCCCUUUAUCUCUUUGAUGUCUCGAAUUUUCCCAGCAAAGGAGGAGGAGAGAGAGAAACAUAUGAAUAUUCAUGCAGAUGUUCAGAUCUAUCAGAGCAGCACAGUACCCCUCACUUUCCGCACGUACCUUCUGCCAGAGGAUGCUCAGCUCAGAAAGUUAUUGGAGGACCAGGAGGAAAGAUUCAGAGGCCACAUGCUCCCCAAGCCACGGCCUGUGAGACCACUUCAAAUGAAUGAGUUCUAUGCUUUGCAGACUGACUGCAACUCCACAAUUAGCCCAGAAGAGCUGGACCUCAGAUACAGUUCCAUCGCUCCCAACUUCUCUGAGGUGACCAUAAGGGAGGCUUCUGAUUUCAGCCUGAAGCUUUUCAGCCAUGCAGACCGACAGAGAGUCUGGAAAGCAAGUGUCAAGAGAACAGAAUGUUUCUUAGGCAAUCCUGACCAGAGUGGUGUCAACCGAUCAGCUGUUGAGUUCUUCAAAAAGCACCGGCCAGAGCUUGUUCAGAGGGUGAAAAAUGUAAUGCCGAUAGCAGAUCAGAUGUUAUCACAAGGCCACUUCAGAGAAGAAGAUUAUGCAAACAUCAGAGUGGCACACACGGAGCAGGAUAAGAUGAGACGAAUGUUGGAUUGUUGUGGGGCUUUAGCACAGAGGGCCCUCCUCAAUAUCCUUCAGAGGGAAUGCCCUGACUUGGUGGAAGAGUUGAGAUUGUAGGCCAAUUAGCAUGUUGUCUGUAUAGGAUAACCUAGAAUGGUAUUUUAAAGAGUUACUUCACCCCAUAACUCCACCCACUUCACAUUUCUGAAAAAGGCUUUCAAAAUGGGCGAGACCAGAGACGGUUUAUAAAGUGAGACAAGUCAUAUGAGGGUCAAUUCCGGUUACCCUGUGACGUAGUGCCACUCCCAUUUAGGAGGCAAACGGGAGGCAAACGGGAGGAAUAAACCUUAUCUCGGAUUAUGACCAUUCCCUUAGCCCUACAUUCAGCAAUGCAAGUAACGAACCCAUAUUCUACAAGGCACACGUCUUUCUAACAUUCCCACAUUUAAAUCGUAUUUUCCAGCGUGAUAAAUACAUAGCAAAGUAACUUUGUUCACGACCUGUCCCUCCUGACCUGACCUGUCUCCGCUAAUUGCGCAGGCCACCUGUUAUCAACGGCACACUGCUUCUGCUGCUUCUACACUGGUCUAAACCGAUUACUCGUCACUGAUCACGCCCAGAUAGGAGGCGGAAGUGGGCACCAUUUCAUUCCAUCGAAAACCCCCUUUAUGAUCUAUCUUCCUUACUAUACGAUCUUUGGCGAGACGUUCUGAAAUUUGGAGAGGGAGUGCAGCACUGCUGUAACCAAUCAACCAUGGUGAUCUCGUGUCACUCUGGGAAUGAGUGCUGCAGACAAUAGCUACGUUUACAUGCACCCUUUCUAAUCCGAUUCAGGCCCAAUCGGGUCGAAAUUCCUUCAUGUAAACAAGACAAUCGGAAUGAAAAUCGCCGAUCUGAUUGAAAUUUGGGUCGGAUUGAAAGCGGUGGAACGGACACGUCCGGUAGUAAAAUAGUUGUCAUGUAGCCUAUACACUGGAUCGGAUCGUUCUCUGCUACUCUUCCCUUCUGCGCAUGUUCAGAAAAGGAGGCGCAAUAUUUCUCUUAUCAAAAAAGCCACCACGGUGUAGGCAGAGAGGGUUAAAGCUAGUAAUGAAAGAUCUAUUAGGUGUAAACAUAAGCACUGGGCGUGAGGUUGAACCAUAUGUUUCUUUUAGGUCUAUGGAUUGAACAGUGACGGAUAACAUGGCAUCGGAAGAAUAGGCUAUUUAGUUUCGUGACACUUUCAAAACAACCACAAAAUCUGACAGCAUCUUUUAAGUUUAGGAAGUAGCCUACUAGGCUGCAGGCAGUUGGAUAGGCUACGCUAACUGGCAGCUGCGUAGGCUUUGGUAAAAGCAACGACUGAAAUGCAGUGAUGAAGUCUCGUUUUCUGAAAGCCAAAUAUUAACAGGUAGGCUAUGUUUCGGAGACUACAGUGGAGACAGAUAUUUUGCGAUGUCUGAAAGAACAGUGUGGAAGCUAGGUAGACGGCAAGGACCUGAUUGAAUGCAUUUCCGUACAAGUUUGAAUUUGUGUUGCUGGGACUUGUUAAACAACAUCUGAGGUGCAAAACAACUAGCGAACAGUCAGACGUUUUGGUGGUUUGCUACCCCGUCAGAUUACAGGAUAAUCAGCUAUAUUUUUGGCUUUGGAAUACUUCUGUAUGACCGUGCAUGAAGUUAGCAUUUGCUGACCGACUUGCUGUGCAGUGUGAAAGCGGCCAGUGAGUCGUUUUAGUCAUUCUAAAACGAAACUCUAGGCCUAUGAUGUUGCUUUUGAACAGAAGAAAGCAGAGGCAGAGGAUUGGAAGUAGGGAAUAUCUCAUGCCUCAAACGUCAUAGGCUAUAAGCUCUCACGUCCAUCUCGGGGAGCAAAACUGCAAGCAGGCUAUGCGCGUGAAGCUGACAUGUAAACGCGCGCAUCAAAUACUCCUUGCCAUGUAAACUUCCACCGAUCCGAUUGACCGAUCCGAUUGGUCAUUCCGAUGGUUGCAUGUAAACGUAGCUAAUGGCUUAUCACAGGUAGGCUAAUCAGGGUAGCAGGUGUUGGGGCGUUUCAGUCCUAAUUUGUAACGACCUGGUGACGUAGUGUUGGACUAGAAGUGCAGGACAACGUCAGCAUUCCAAUAGUAUUUUGGACCAACAUGCCAUGGCAUGUUUCAAACUGUAGUAUGCGCGGAGAGCAAUAUCUCCAAUACAAAAUCAGACGAAAUGUUACUUUUGUCGAGAAACACGAUUUUUGUCAAUAUUAACCCUGGUAAUAGUACAGUUCACCACUUAUGAGUAUUUUCAAUCAAUCAACAGCUCAAAAAACUUUUUUUAGGGUGCAGUGACUCUUUAAAUACCGGUAUUUGUGGGGGGGUGUUUUACUCAAAAUUCAUUUGCAUACAUACAAAUUCAGAAGUGCAAACAAGCUAUUUACCUAGUGGCGUUUUUUAUUAUUAUUAUUGUUGUUAUUAUUAUUAGCGUAUUAACGUUCAGGGGUUCAAGGAGUGCAGCUGUGAGAACCCUAUUAUUUUUGUUCUCAUUGUUAUUAGGGGCCCAAUCUGGAUGCAGGCUGCAGGAAGCCUGUUGUUUUUUUGUUAAUUUAUUAAUUUGGGUAAAUGACAGCUUCUUUCUGCUUUGCAUUAUGUGUAAUCGAUUACGACCCAGUGAGGUGUUGUACUACACCUAAAAUGUUCCUCCAUGAUGUGACAAAUUGCUUCUCUACCUUUGGAUCAUUUGAAUUUCUCCAUCAAAUAUAUGAAUUAUACACCAAAAACUGUUGUCCCCCUCAAAUUUGAAUGGAGAAAAGAUGUAUUUUAUAUUUCUUGGUUAUGAAUUUUUCAUGCAAUUUCAUGAAAUGUCAGAAAAUGGAAUAUUUUUUUAAAUGAGUGCCAUUUCAACAUUGUAACAUCUGUCAUGUAAUGAAACUGCUAAAAAAAUGACAACAUGUUU
Messenger RNA from Sardina pilchardus (European sardine), 5579 nucleotides. RefSeq names its product NACHT, LRR and PYD domains-containing protein 1 homolog. The coding region runs from base 64 to 2781 and encodes 905 amino acids. The record is from RefSeq and is a predicted model, not a curated record. Gene Ontology annotation, cellular component: nucleus. Gene Ontology annotation, molecular function: DNA-binding transcription factor activity, RNA polymerase II-specific; DNA binding; protein binding. The transcript has 14 exons. NCBI's taxonomy places the organism in Eukaryota, Metazoa, Chordata, Actinopteri, Clupeiformes, Clupeidae. Gene Ontology annotation, biological process: regulation of transcription by RNA polymerase II; regulation of apoptotic process.